This is a messenger RNA of Trifolium pratense (red clover), 1926 nucleotides long. RefSeq names its product CBL-interacting serine/threonine-protein kinase 11-like. Gene Ontology annotation, molecular function: protein kinase activity; ATP binding. The coding region runs from base 327 to 1628 and encodes 433 amino acids. The record is from RefSeq and is a predicted model, not a curated record. Gene Ontology annotation, biological process: signal transduction; protein phosphorylation. Lineage: Eukaryota; Viridiplantae; Streptophyta; Magnoliopsida; Fabales; Fabaceae. The transcript has a single exon.
UCGCACGUGUUGUCCCACAAUACCUCACAAUUUUCUCUCAUUUUCUGUCUAUCAUCGUCGUCACUCCGAACCUGCCGCACUUAACCAGAAACAGAAAAGAAAAAAAAAAAACACAAACCAAAACAAAAAAAAAACAAAAACCUCAUUUUUAACAAAACCACAAACAAAGUAACAAACCCAAAACUCAUCACAAAAAAACUGAAUUUUGAGAUUAACCCAUUUAAUCUCAAACCUUCAAUUCAUCAAAUCCAGCUUCAAUUUUCAAUUUCCAUUUGAUUCAUUUUCGUUGAAACAAUUAGGGUUCGGUCUCUGGUAUACCCACAACAAUGCCGGAGAUCGAACAACCACCGGAAGUAACAGCCCUUUUCGGAAAAUAUGAAUUGGGAAGAGUCGUUGGUUGCGGCGCGUUUGCGAAAGUUUACUACGCGCGUAACGUGAAAACAGGACAAAGCGUUGCUGUGAAAAUCAUCAACAAAAAGAAACUCUCCGGUACGGGUCUCGCCGGAAAUGUGAAACGAGAAAUCACAAUUAUGAGUCGUCUUCAUCAUCCUCACAUUGUUCGUCUCCACGAAGUUCUCGCCACAAAGACGAAAAUCUAUUUUAUUAUGGAUUUUGUUCGUGGUGGCGAGCUCUUCGCGAAGAUUUCAAAGGGUCGGUUUAGUGAAGAUCUUAGUCGGAGAUAUUUUCAUCAAUUAAUCUCAGCCGUUGGUUAUUGUCACUCGCGUGGCGUUUUUCAUCGUGAUCUUAAACCUGAGAAUUUGUUAUUAGAUGAAAAUGGGAAUUUAAAAGUUUCGGAUUUUGGGUUAAGUGCGGUUCGUGAUCAAAUCCGACCCGAUGGGUUGCUCCAUACACUUUGUGGGACACCUGCUUACGUGGCACCGGAGAUUCUCGCUAAGCGAGGAUAUGAUGGCGCGAAAGUCGAUGUUUGGUCAUGCGGCGUUGUUUUGUUUGUCCUUGCUGCUGGUUAUCUUCCAUUUAAUGAGCAAAAUUUAAUGGUUAUGUAUAGAAAAAUAUAUAAAGGUGAAUUCCGGUGUCCGCGUUGGAUGUCGACAGAUCUUCGACGGUUUUUGUCGAAGUUGCUCGAUACCAAUCCGGACACUCGGAUUACUGUUGAUGGUAUGACCCGGGAUCCGUGGUUUAGGAAAGGGUAUAAACAAAUAAAAUUCCAUGAGGAAGAUUAUGGAUCAGGGUACGAGUUAGGUGUCGGGUGUAAGGGUGAUGGGUCGGAGGUAUUGAAUUUGAAUGCAUUUGAUAUUAUAUCAUUUUCAUCGGGUUUAGAUUUAUCCGGGUUGUUCGGAGAAUUUGACGGGGUGGAGCGGUUUGUUCUACGGCAGUUGCCAGAGAAGAUUUUGGAAGUGGUAGAGGAGGUUGGAGCGGCAGAGGGAAUGGCAUUGAGGUGGAAGAAGGAAUGUGGGGUUGAGUUGGAAGGAUUGAGUGGUAAAUUUGGAAUUGAGAUUGAGGUUUACCGGUUAACGGUGGAGGUAGCGAUGGUUGAGGUUAGGAGGAGAGGAAAUGAUGCGGCGGCGUUUUGUAAAUUGUGGGAUAUUAAGCUUAAGCCUCAGUUACUACGGGGUGAGGCAACGACGUCGUAUCAGCAUGAAUUUGAUUCGCCGGUUUCUAGUGAUUGAAAUCAAAUAUGAUAUUUUUUUCUUUAAAAGAUUAGUGUCAAAUCCAAAAUUGUACAAAGGAUAAGAAAAUUUACUUCAGAAUGAAAAAUACAUCGAAGAUGUUGCUGCCAAAAAUGAAGAUUGGUAGGGUUAGGAAGAUGUUGCUGCCAAAAAAUGAAGAUUAGGAUCAAUCAAGGAUCUUUGUCUAACAUGCAUGGAUUGAACUGGAAAGCGAAGAUUCAAUGGUAGUGGUUAUAUCUUAAUGUAUUAUUUGAUGAAUGUUUUUUGUUUUGUAUAUAAUUCAAUAUUAAAUAUUUAA